AUGCGAGUUCAGAGGUUUGUAAAGGGACUCAAACCAAUGAUAGCAAGGGAUGUUAGGAUGACCAGCGCUGAGGUGGCCAGUUAUGCAGAAGUAUUGGAUAGAGCUCUUGAGGCUGAAUAUUUGGAGGAUCGAAUAUGGAAGGAUAAUGUCGCUAGAAGAGAGAGCCACCGUAACAAGAACUUCCAUGAGAACAACAAGAGAAAGGCUAUCGAAGGGCAGAAUAGUGGGGUUGAUAAAAGGCCUAGACCUCCAGUCCUGAACAGUAGCAACCACAACUCUCAGAACCAUAGCAACCGCAAUAACCGCUUCAAUGACCGGAACCGUGGGAACCAACAGGGCAACCGAGUUGAGCAUCCUACCUGCCCUAAAUGCACAAGGAAACACCCAGGAGAGUGUCAGGCCGGUACCAACAAAUGCUUCAAGUGCGGCCAGGCAGGACACUUGCGGAAGAAUUGCCCACAAUGGAAGUCGGGACAGAAUACCAAUAACAAUCUGGUGCCAGCAAGAGUCUUCACCUUAACUCAGAACGAAGCGGCCAAUAGCAAUACCGUGGUUACAGACUGA
Humulus lupulus (European hop) is the source of this 564-nucleotide messenger RNA. RefSeq lists its product as uncharacterized. The transcript has 2 exons. Lineage: Eukaryota; Viridiplantae; Streptophyta; Magnoliopsida; Rosales; Cannabaceae. Gene Ontology annotation, molecular function: nucleic acid binding; zinc ion binding. Bases 1 to 564 code for a protein of 187 amino acids. The record is from RefSeq and is a predicted model, not a curated record.